Salvelinus fontinalis (brook trout) is the source of this 742-nucleotide messenger RNA. RefSeq names its product cuticle protein 65-like. Lineage: Eukaryota; Metazoa; Chordata; Actinopteri; Salmoniformes; Salmonidae. The transcript is spliced from 2 exons. The coding region runs from base 1 to 492 and encodes 163 amino acids. The record is from RefSeq and is a predicted model, not a curated record.
AUGUUUGGCUCCACGUCUGAUAUUUCCCAGCAGGUUGCAGCACAUGCCAACGAGGCCCUGAGGUGGAUGGAGCUCUACAGAAAGUAUGGCUCCCUCGGACAACAGACCCGCUAUGGCGGCUAUGGCAGCUAUGGCGGAUACUAUCCCUACCCUGGCCAGGCUGCCCCUGCUGCCCCAGCCGUCCCUCUGAGCUCUGACGAGGUUGGAGAGGACGCGGCUGCCGCUGAAGCCGAGGCUGAGCCAGCAGUGGACCUUGCAGCUGAAGAACCAGCAGUUGUGGACACCGCCUCGCCUGUAGACCCAGCCGCUGCAGCUCCUGUCGACCCGGCCGUGGAGGUGCCUGUCAAUGUUGUUAUACCCGCUGCCGUCGACAUCCCUGCCAUCAUUGAUACUAUUGACGCUGACGUCGUUGUUGUCGAUCCCGCUCUCAUAGCGCCAAACGACACCCCUAUGGUGGCUGGGCCCUCAAACCCCGCCCUCCAUGUUAUGUAGGCGCCACGGCAACAGUCGCCAGCUUGCUCCUGUGUCGAGCCAAGAAAACAUUCCCUCCUGUAGUUAUAGUAACAAAAAGGUGGAAACAACAGUGAUGGAAAAGGGGCAGGGUAGGAGCAGAGUGGUCUAUGGUGGUCUACCUGAAUAGGGACAAAAUUAAAUUGUGCGAAUAUGUGGGAUGUCUGUGAUCCUCCAUGUAUAAAUGAGCCUGUACUGUCAUUGUGCAGUCACAAAAAAUAUGAUGAUUCAG